Molecule: messenger RNA, 552 nt
Organism: Miscanthus lutarioriparius
Lineage: Eukaryota; Viridiplantae; Streptophyta; Magnoliopsida; Poales; Poaceae
Source: the annotation of a GenBank genome assembly
AUGGAACGCAGGCAGGAGGAGCAGGUCGUGAAGCUGCGGGCGGUGGAGGCCACGCCCGAGUCCUUCGCUUCGUUCGGGCAGGUCAUCACCGCCUCCCCCGACGGCGACGAGUUCGGCCCCCACGACGCCCAGCUCGACCUCAGCCGCGGCAUCCCAAGGUUCUACAUCAUGCGGUUGCAGGACCGGCCGCUGGAGUUCUCCACCAUCACCCACCACGCCAGCGUGACCCAGUGCCUGGGCUCCAUCGGCGGCCACGACUGGUACCUCGGGGUGGCCAAGCCGUCGAUCGUGGACGGAGCGUCCGAGCAGAGUGGCCCGGAGGGGAGGAAGCUCUUACAGUCUCCCGCAGGGCACUAUUACCUGCCUCCUGAUCCAGCCGAGGUCUGCGUGUUCCGGGUUUCCGGCUCCAAGUUUCUCAAGCUGAACAAGGGGACCUGGCAUGCCGGCCCUUUGUUCAAGGCGGAUGCUGUUGAUUUCUAUAAUCUGGAAUUGAGCAACACCAACGAUGAUCCUGACAGAAAAAAGCGUUACACAUUGCUCCCUAUUAGCUAA